CUGGUCCCCGGCACGUCCCCCGUUUGAGGCGUCCGGUUCCGCGGGCCUGGUCCGGUUCGGCAGGUCUUGUCAGGUCCACGUGGACUUCAGCGUCCCGCGCGACAGCGUCUUGGAUCCGUUCAACCAUCACAAACCCGCCUCUCCUCCAUCGAUCGCUCCAGCGUGUCCUUUGUCCCCCCCCCCAGGUGUCCUGGAGCUCUUUGCGGUGUCUCAGGGGGUCAUCGGCAUCAAAGGGGUCCACAGCAACAGGUUCCUGGCCAUGAACAGCAGAGGACGGCUCUACGGCACCGAGCGCUUCACGGACGACUGCCGCUUCAGGGAGCGCUUCCAGGAGAACAGCUACAACACCUACGCCUCGCUGCUGCACCGCCACCGCCGCACCGCCCGCGACUGGUUCGUGGCCCUCAACAAGAGAGGGAAGGCCAAAAUGGGCUCCAGCCCGCGGGUCAAACCGCAGCACGUCUCCACCCACUUCCUGCCCAGGGUCAGCCUGCGGGACGGCGGCGAGCGAGGCUUCACCAUCACCGGCAGGAGGAAAGCCCCGCCUCCCCCGCCGCCGCCGGCCAAUCCUCGCCCGGCGAAGGCCGUCCGCGCUGCUGCGCCGGGGCCGAGGCGUACGCAGGUCAAGUACUGGCCCAAGUACCGCUUCGGGUAGAUGUCCGGGGGGGGUCACAGGGGUCACAGGGGUCACAGACACGGGACAAACAUGGAGCCAAUAGACAGUGUUGGUGUUCCAGGUCGGAAGCAUUCCAGGUAUCUACGUGUGAAGAACCUCUGAGGGUUCAACCCUCCAGCUUCUCCCCCUGAGGCAGCUGAGUUUGGGAGGCUCCGAUGUCGUCUUCUUGAGCCCCCCCCCCCCCCAACACCCCCCUCGCCAGCUCUUCUUCUUAAAUCCGAUGGCAUUGAAGCUGGAAACUUUGGAACUUUUCAUGCACGUUUUAUUCUUUAAAUGCCGUCAGUGAGACGUUGAAGUGGGAACACUGGUCCAUGUUGUUUUAUUUCCUACUGGGAGUGACCCCUGCUGACCUGGGAAUGUCCUCCAUGGG
Messenger RNA from Gasterosteus aculeatus aculeatus (three-spined stickleback), 1046 nucleotides. Lineage: Eukaryota; Metazoa; Chordata; Actinopteri; Perciformes; Gasterosteidae. The record is from RefSeq and is a predicted model, not a curated record.